AUGGAUUUACCUACCUUUACAAUUAAUGAAGAUAAUGCAAAAGAGCUAUUAGAAGCACAACGUAACAUAUGGAAACAUGGCAAACCCAUUUCUUUAAAUGAACUAGCCACUUCUCUUCCAAUUCACCCCAAUAACAUUCCAUCCCUUAAUCGUCUAAUGCGUAUUCUAGAAUCUUCUAACUUCUCCAAGAAACUUCUAGAAGAUGGAGGAUAUGGGUGUGAUCUUACAUUGAGCUCCCAACUCCUGCUGAAAAACCACCCACAUACUCGAGUACAAUUUGCUCUUACACUGCUUGAGCAAAUGGUAACUGAUCCAUCUCAUCAUCUUACAAGCUGGUUCCAAAAUGGUGCAGAAUCCUCCUUCCAUGUUUUAAAUGGAAUGAGUUUCUGGGAGCAUAUGAGCCAUGAUUCUAAGUUUAUUCAGUGUUUUAAUGAAGCCAUGGAAUGUGAUUCGAGAUUCGUAAAAAGCUUGUUGGUGAAUAACAAGAGUUUUAAGGGCAUGUUUGAGGGUAUUGAAACGUUAGUGGAUGUAGGGGGUGGUAACGGGACUACUGUUAAGGCCAUUACUGAGGCUUAA
This is a messenger RNA of Amaranthus tricolor (Joseph's coat), 576 nucleotides long. RefSeq names its product probable O-methyltransferase 3. Gene Ontology annotation, molecular function: O-methyltransferase activity; S-adenosylmethionine-dependent methyltransferase activity; protein dimerization activity. The transcript has a single exon. The coding region runs from base 1 to 576 and encodes 191 amino acids. Gene Ontology annotation, biological process: methylation. The record is from RefSeq and is a predicted model, not a curated record. Lineage: Eukaryota; Viridiplantae; Streptophyta; Magnoliopsida; Caryophyllales; Amaranthaceae.